GCUACUGCGCGAGUUUGACCCUAAAACAUGGACCUAUCAGAGGAGGUGAACACCAGACCGCUGUGUGCUCUGUCUGCAUUCAGUUACAUCUCACCACGAUGGAAGGAAGCCAAGGAAAUGUCGUACUUCAACACGGGGUCAAAGGCCCCACAAGUCUCCACGAACGACCAAAUCCUUCCCCCGCCAGAGGGUUACGAUCCCAAACUGACCCGAGACAACAGGAAACACUAUAAAGGCAGAGGACUGCACAUCUACGAGGAGGAGAAGUCCAGAGCUGUGCCGCUGCGCGCUUCGUCAGAGUACGGCCGUCAUCCCGUCCUCGAGGAGUACAGAAGAGGUCAGCGAUACCCUCGUGUGUGUAAGCUAAACGAUAACACACACAGGACUGGGAUCGUCUGGAGUGAGUCCGAAUUAUAUGGACCAGUGGCCCCUGAAGGCUUCGACAGGAAGAAAUGAACUGUGACAGUAAUAAAGCAGCGUUGUGAUGUGCAGAUUUCUCGAUGGUUAAAAAAAUCCAAAACAUCAAACAUUCCAGUCAUCGUUUAUUCAGAUGACAUUUAAUUAUGACGUAUUACUGUUUAAUAUUCUGGUACUUUGCAAGGCACAAACAGUUUUUCUAAGUGAAAUAUGAUCUGUCCAAAGCGUUAAAAGAAUAAAUCAGGAAAUAUGGAGAUGGUGACAUUUUCCAGGAAGUUUGGGGAACAUUUGAGGCUGAAAUCACUCCAUCAGUAUGAGCGUCAUUCAAAGGUUCAGGUGGAGCA
Epinephelus lanceolatus (giant grouper) is the source of this 761-nucleotide messenger RNA. RefSeq names its product cilia and flagella associated protein 90 (gene cfap90). Lineage: Eukaryota; Metazoa; Chordata; Actinopteri; Perciformes; Serranidae. The record is from RefSeq and is a predicted model, not a curated record.